Molecule: messenger RNA, 1443 nt
Organism: Trichoderma gamsii
Lineage: Eukaryota; Fungi; Ascomycota; Sordariomycetes; Hypocreales; Hypocreaceae
Exons: 4
Coding region: 1-1443 (480 amino acids)
Biological process (GO): ceramide biosynthetic process
Cellular component (GO): membrane
Molecular function (GO): sphingosine N-acyltransferase activity
Source: RefSeq, a predicted model, not a curated record
AUGGCUCGUUUUGAUAUUGAUGACCUGUGUUCCUUUAGUCAUCCCGAGAGGCUCAUCGAGAUGAAAUCCGACCUCGAGGCCACCGCUCACGCGCCUGAGCAGCUCGUCUCCAAGGAUGGGCGUCUGGUGGAGAUGCGGUCACGGAAGCGAAGUGAAAGCAACUGCCGCAGCCUCAAGCAGCUGUUUCUCGACAACCAAGCGGGGAUCGUUUUCAAUCUCGUUCUCCUUCUCUACCUCACCCAAUUGAUGAUUCCCAGAGCACGGCCCUUCACAAGGCCCUUCCUGUGGCUGUCCCACUACAACCCCUCUACUGGAAAGUACGCGGUUGGCUUCAAUGACGUUUACUACGUGAUCUACUAUCUGGUGCUCUUCACUGGACUGCGCGAUGGUCUCAUGAAUGGCGUUUUGGGGCCCCUGGGUCGGCGUUGGGGAAUCUCUUCAGUCAAGGACCAGGCGCGGUUUGCGGAACAGACGUGGAUGAUUUGCUACUACUGCUUCUUUUGGCCUCUUGGUGUAUACAUCUGGUACUCCUCCCCCUACUUUCUCAACAUGGCCGAGCUCUGGACAGACUGGCCCAGCCGAGAGAUUUCCGGGACCAUGAAGUUUUACUUCCUCGCGCAGCUGGCUUUUUGGAUUCAGCAAGUCUACGUCAUCAACAUUGAAAAACAGCGAAAGGAUUACUGGCAGAUGCUGUCGCACCACGUCGUCACAAUCGGACUGGUCGUAGCCUCGUAUGCCUACCACUUUACACGCGUUGGCAACCUGAUUCUCAUUAUUAUGGAUAUUGUCGACAUUGUCUUUCCACUUGCCAAGUGCGCCAAGUAUCUGGGCUACAACACCCUCUGCGACAUCCUCUUUGGCCUCUUCGUCGUCGUCUGGCUGUCCACCCGCCAUGUGUUCUUCCUCAUGGUGAUCCGCAGCGUCUACUUUGAUGUCCCUGCCAUCGUGCCGCAGACCUGCUUCCAGGGUGGCAUGCACAAUCUACAGGGUCCAUUGCCCCAGCCCAGCGGGUGGUCUUGGCUGCUUGAGCCGCUCAGGGAUCCAGAAGGCUUGAUCUGCUUCAACCAGUCCACCUUUACCGGAUUCUUCUCAUACCUCGUUGCGCUACAGGGCAUCAUGGUGAUGUGGUCCUAUGCCAUUCUCAAGGUCGUUGUCAAGGUGCUCAGCGGCCAAAACGCCGAAGACAUUCGCAGCGACGACGAAGAAGAGGAAGAUGUCGGCGAGCUGGAAGAAGAGGAGCUUGAAGAAGAAGAGGAAAAUGAAGCUGAUUAUCGGUAUUUGGAGGAAGAAGCCGAUGUGGACGAUGGCAUCGUCAAGGCUUGGGAGCGUCGACGCCUAGCCUUGCCCAAGAGAAGUGGCAGCUCCAGCGCCUUGCAUCUUCCCGGUCACAGCGAUCGUAAGGAGUUUCUCAACCGGAUUGGAUGCGAGAAGCAAAUCGAUUAA